Molecule: messenger RNA, 930 nt
Organism: Prunus armeniaca (apricot)
Lineage: Eukaryota; Viridiplantae; Streptophyta; Magnoliopsida; Rosales; Rosaceae
Source: the annotation of a GenBank genome assembly
AUGGAGGAGUCAGCCGAUGUCAAGGCCAAGAAGGCUGGGGCUCGCCUGUGCUGCCUCUGUCAUCAGAAAAAAGCUGCCCUGAAGAGGCCCAAAACCCUAGAGCAGAUUUGCAGGGAGUGUUUCUAUGAGGUAUUUGAGGAGGAGAUCCAUCAGGUAAUUGUCGAAAACCAGUUAUUUAAGCCUGGUGAGCGCAUUGCCCUUGGCGCCUCUGGUGGGAAAGGCGGCACAAUUACGGCCUGGAUCUCUUCCUGUUGUCAGUGGAUGAGGGCAUUACUGGCUACAGGGAUGAUUCUCUUGAGACCGUCAAAAAGAAAUGAAAUCCAGUAUGGUUUGCCUCUAAAAAUAGUCUCGUACAAGGAUUUGUAUGGGUGGACCAUGGAUGAAAUAGUUAAGAUGAUUGGUCUCAAGAAUAAUUGCACCUUCUGUGGUGUUUUUCGUCGUCAGGCCCUCGAUCGCGGUGCUGCAUUGUUGAAGGUAGACAAGCUCGCUACCGGACAUAAUGCAGAUGAUAUUGCUGAAACAGUUCUGUUGAACAUAUUACGAGGUGACAUUGCAAGAUUGAGUAGAUGCACUUCAAUUGUCACUGGCAUUUAUUCACCCAAUGCUUAUCGUGGUUUUGCUCGCGAGUUCAUCAAGGAUUUGGAAAGAAUCAGACCUAGAGCCAUACUUGACAUCAUCAAAUCAGGAGAGAACUUCAGAAUUUCCACUUCUACAAAAAUGCCAGAGCAGGGGACAUGUGAACGGUGUGGUUACAUUUCAAGCCAGAAAUGGUGUAAGGCCUGUGUUUUGCUUGAGGGGCUGAAUAGGGGUUUGCCAAAGCUGGGAAUUGGACGGACUCGUGGACUUAAUAACGAUGAUAAGAAGGAUACAAAGAAAAAUAAUGGAACCAAAAGCAUCGAAAGCAAACAGUGUGGAACUUUGGACUUCUGA